AUGAGUUUUCUAUCGUCUUUGAGUCAGUAUGUGGCCGGGGUGGCUGACAGUGUGGCGGGGCUGGCUCUCUCGCCACGUCGGGUGCCACCAUCUAGACAUCGGUCGGCUGAGGAAUCGCAGCAGCAGCCGCAAUCCUCAGCUGCUACUAUGAGAGGUGAGCAUUUAACUUUCUUCAACUUGCCUGGCAUGAAAGAAAAUUUUCACUAUCUUCAUCAAUCGAUAGUAAUAAGUAAUUUUAUAUCGUUUUCAAAGGAUACAAUUAGAAUUGAAAAGAAUAGAAAAUAA
Messenger RNA from Leptosia nina, 285 nucleotides. Lineage: Eukaryota; Metazoa; Arthropoda; Insecta; Lepidoptera; Pieridae. The record is from the annotation of a GenBank genome assembly.